UUGUUUUGGAAAGCCGUUGGCCAACGGUCGCCAUUAUUCUUCCUGGCUUGACGUAGCGGAGAAAGACGGUUAAAUAGUUUUUUACAUUAUAUUUCGGGCUGAACCGUAACGUCGCUGACGCACUCGGUGCCGUCGGUCGUUUGACAUGUGUUAGCGACGCGUCCUUGUACACACAAUGGAGAAACGGUCUGACACCGCAGGUGUUGGCGGCGCCCUACCCCUCGCCUCCCUCCGCCUGAUGGCGUCCCCGCUGCAGCUGACGUACUCGUACAUAUGGCAGGUCAUACGGCAGCGGAACGUGAAGCAGUACGGCAAGGUGGAGGAGUUUGUGACCAUGGUGACGCAGACCGUUCCCGAGCUCAUGAGCUUCAAGCAGACGGCCCAGCUCCUCCUGGGGUUGAGAGCCAGGAUCAUUUUGGAAUUGCUUCACAAAGACGGCCCACCAGAUUCCCGAACUAUUCAAACUCUAAUCAACAAGUUGAAGGUCUCCUCUUCAGGGAAGGACACAGAAGUGGAGAAAUGUCAAACAAACUUCAUGGUGCUGGUCCAGAAUCUGCUCAAGAGCACUGCUGAAAGGAAGCGCUUCUUCCAGGAAGUGUUCCCUGUUCAGUACGGCACAAAGUUUGACACGGCGCUGCAGGCUCUGACUGCGGGCCUGGUUUGCAAGCUGGAGCACCUUCUUCCUGUUCCCAAUCUGUCCCAGCUUGGUGCCAUGAUCUCAUCCGACCCCACUGUCCUGGAGGCGUGUGGAGGCUUUAUCCCGGACCAGACAGACCUGAAGACGCUCCUUCUGCACCAGCAGGCCAAAGGACUCCUCGCUGUUAAAGCCACCAUCUCUUCAUCGGUGGGCGACUGCGUUCUCUCUUCCCUCGCCUUUCGGCCCAAACCAGUGGAGCCUCCACCGCUGCCGCUGCCGCCGCCACCACCACCAGAAUCACCAAAACGUUUAGAGGUCAUCCUCGUUGGUGCAAGCCCAGCCUCCCUCAGUGAUGCCGAAGAACUGGGAGUGAUGUCAGACGACUCUGACCGCCCAGAAACGCCUGCUGCUAGACCGCAGCGAAGAGGGCAAUGCAGUGAUAAAACGGGUGAUGGCAGCGCAGCAGUGGAAACAGGUGUCACAAUGACAGCUCAGAGCGAGAAUCUGGCACAGGAAAAGAGUUCUACAGAGGUGCAGACUUCCACUACCAUACAAAGCAGCGGAGAAGACGGAGCAACAGCAACGCCAGAGAAACUAGAACCACAGCAGUUGCCCUUGAAAUCGAUCCCUUUCAGGGUCGUUCAAAUGCCGAUCAAAAUGCCCCCCGGCUUAGAGAAUGCGGGCAGUGCCGGAAUUAAGGAUGGCCAAAAGCCCCAGACUCAGCGGGUCACGUUGCAUCAGUGGGUGUCGCAGAUUGCCACUAACUCGCUCUCACUUCCAGCUUUGCCACCGCUCCCUCCAGCCAGCCUGAGUGGGGGAUAUGGCAUAAGGCCAAGCAUGAGAAGAAAAAAGCAAAUUAGGCCUCCGGCCGACAGAUUCACCUGCAGCGUGUGUGAUAAAAGCUUCCCGUACCAGUCCAAGCUAAUGGACCACGAGCGCAUUCAUACAGGAGAGAAACCGUUCCUGUGCACGGCGUGCAACAAGAGCUUCCGAACGCAGGCGUUCCUCAACAACCACCUGAAGACCCACAGCACGGCGCGUCCGUACGCGUGCGGCCAGUGCGGCAAGUGCUUCACAAAGCUGCAGAGCUUGACCAAACACAUGCUCGCCCACAGCGGCCAGAAGCCCUUCUACUGCAACAUCUGCAACAAGGGCUUCACGCAGUCCACCUACUUCAAGAGGCACAUGGAGUGCCACACGAGCCAGGUGACGUUCCCCUGCAAGCACUGCAGCAAAAGCUUCCCGACGGCGUUCAAGUUGACUAACCACGAGCGCUGGCACACCAGAGAUCGCCCGCAUAUGUGCGAGCGCUGCGGCAAGAGAUUCCUCGUCCCCAGCUUGUUGAAGAGACACAUGGGCUACCACAUCGGCGACCGCCAGUAUCUCUGCUCCCAGUGCGGGAAGACCUUCGUCUACUUGUCUGACCUGAAGAGGCACCAACAAGACCACGUGCCCAAAGCGAAGAUCCCGUGCCCAGUUUGCCAGAAGAAGUUCUCAAGCAAGUACUGCCUGCGGGUUCACCUGAGGAUCCAUACCAGGGAGAGGCCCUACCGGUGCUCCAUAUGCGAGAAAACCUUCACCCAGGUGGGGAAUCUGAAGGUGCACAUCCGGCUGCACACCAAUGAGCGACCCUUCAGCUGUGACGUGUGCGGGAAGACCUACAAGCUGGCGUCCCACCUGAACGUCCACAAAAGAACUCACACGUGCAAGAAGCCCUGGACGUGCGACACGUGCGGGAAGGGCUUCUCUGUCCCGGGCCUCCUGAAGAAGCACGAGCUGAUACAUACGAGGGAAGCCAACCCGGACUUCUCCGGCAAACGGAGGCACAGAACCAAGCACAAGAAGCACUCCCUCAAGAGGAAGUACGAUGAGGAAGAGGAGGGCAGCGACGAUUAUUAAUCAAAGAAGUAUAUUUUGUCAUAAAUAGCUCUGAUCAGAUCACUGAGGUUAAAAACCGGGGCUUGUCCAGAAAGCUACAGCACAAGGAAAUCUUUGAACCUAUUUGACCUGUUUCCUCGUGGUGGCGAUCAUGGUUUGCGUAGUGAAAACACAUUUGAUUGAUGAUAUUUUUUCCUAUCAUUGAAUAUAAAGUCUCCCAAAAAUCUGAGUUGUAAUCUGUAUUGUUAGUGGUAUUGGCUGGAGCAGCUCCACUAGUAAAGUCUAUUGUAUUACUGUAUGACUGUGCUGUUCUUCAUAUAGUUAGUUGCCCAACGUUGUAACAAUAAGAGAAAUAUAAGAUAGCGUUACAGCCUUGUGAUAAUUUUCUGCUGUUUGAGCAAGUUGUUGUCCCCACCAUGCAUCAUGCAUUACAAAAGGCUUCCUUAUUAUGUCAAAUAUUUAAUUGAUGAAUAUCAAGUAAAAAAUAUUUUGAUGCAUGUGACUGUGUAGACAAUGUGUAAUUAAAAUGUUGUAGUGUCACUAGAAAACAUUUAACUUUGUUACAGUAACCUUGUUCAGCUUUUAUAUGUAACCGUGAACUGUUAACAAACAUAUACUCUGCUUUUGACUAAAAUAGACUAAAAGGCUGAUUUGUGUUUAUUAUGUUUUCUUUUUUGGGGGGGGGAAUCCAGCAGUCUGUGCUGUUUUGUUGCUGUAAUGGUGUUGAAUUAGGAAAAGAAAUCAUUGAGGAUUUUUUUUAUUUGGGUUGAGCACAAUAUUCAUUCACUCUUAUCCAAAUGUGUGAUGAGGUUGUGCUGUGCCGAGCUUUUCUUUACUUUACUUACUACCACUUUUGUGAGCAGCCUUGUUUAAGCAAAAAAUAAUGUUCCUGUUCUCAGUUUUAAAAAUUCUUUUUUCCACUUUUGAUGUUUUACAGAAAAAAUAAACACUUAGUAAAGAACCA
Molecule: messenger RNA, 3479 nt
Organism: Scophthalmus maximus (turbot)
Lineage: Eukaryota; Metazoa; Chordata; Actinopteri; Pleuronectiformes; Scophthalmidae
Product: zinc finger protein 768
Exons: 7
Coding region: 176-2536 (786 amino acids)
Source: RefSeq, a predicted model, not a curated record